Molecule: messenger RNA, 255 nt
Organism: Nezara viridula (southern green stink bug)
Lineage: Eukaryota; Metazoa; Arthropoda; Insecta; Hemiptera; Pentatomidae
Source: the annotation of a GenBank genome assembly
AUGCUAAACAGCUGUUUUCCAUUCGAGAUGAGAAGCGCUCUCUUCAGAGCACUACCGGUACCGCUGCCUCCACAAUAGCGAUCCUGGAACCCGGACUACAUAACACCCAUCGCCUGGAGUGCUCAGCCAACCGGCACUCAGUGCCUAACAAUUUUCCAGGCCGUGGCGUUUUCCUCCGGACCAGGAAGCGCUCCUCAUGGAACAGACUGUCGAUCAGGAGUUAGUCGUGGGAGAGUCCCGGGGCGGUGCGGCUAG